Messenger RNA from Nanorana parkeri, 604 nucleotides. RefSeq names its product cysteine rich protein 1 (gene CRIP1). Lineage: Eukaryota; Metazoa; Chordata; Amphibia; Anura; Dicroglossidae. Gene Ontology annotation, molecular function: zinc ion binding. The coding region runs from base 78 to 311 and encodes 77 amino acids. The transcript has 5 exons. Gene Ontology annotation, biological process: intrinsic apoptotic signaling pathway in response to DNA damage; regulation of gene expression. The record is from RefSeq and is a predicted model, not a curated record.
CCAAUACUGAACAAAAACAGAAGCUGAGUUGCUGUGAACACACUGUUGUUGAAGUUCACUACAUCAUCAGCAUCAACAUGCCUAAGUGUCCUAAGUGCCAGAAAGAAGUGUACUUUGCUGAAAGGGUAUCUUCUCUUAAUAAGGACUGGCAUAGGCCAUGCCUAAAAUGUGAGAAAUGCAACAAGACUCUGACUCCGGGUAGUCAUGCUGAGCAUGAUGGCAAGCCCUACUGCAAUCAACCGUGCUAUGCAGCAUUGUUUGGACCAAAAGGUUUUGGGCGUGGUGGAACAGAAAGUCACACUUUCAAAUAAGUCUGCUGGAUUAAAACCUGGAGGAAAAUAGAAUCUACCAGAAAUGACUUUGUCACCUGCUGUAUCAUUAUGAAAAUGCUUACAUGCUAAUUACAUUCAAAUACGAAACAGUGACCAUCUUCUUUACCAUCUACUUGACUCUACUAUAUGUCAUAAUAUAGUAAAAGCAAUAUGCACUGUUUCUCUAACACCACUGAGGAAAUUACUAUUGCAUUUAUAAAGAUGUCUAUUUUUCAUAUAGUAAACAUUAUGCAGGUGUACAUGAUUGUUAUAAAAUAAAUGGAUUUUAAAAA